Molecule: messenger RNA, 479 nt
Organism: Nannochloropsis gaditana CCMP526
Gene: PIGL
Product: N-acetylglucosaminylphosphatidylinositol deacetylase
Exons: 1
Biological process (GO): GPI anchor biosynthetic process
Cellular component (GO): endoplasmic reticulum
Molecular function (GO): N-acetylglucosaminylphosphatidylinositol deacetylase activity
Source: RefSeq, a predicted model, not a curated record
AGGUUGUGACGUUUGAUGACAGCGGAGUCUCGGGUCAUCCAAAUCAUGUGGCACUGUCACGGGCGGUCGACUUUCUCGUCGGACCUCAAAGUAAAGAAUUCGUGAUGCCGCGCGGCGUUAAGGUUUGGAAAUUGGAAUCAACAAAUAUGUUUAGAAAGUAUAUUGGCCCUCUGGAUAUCCUUUUUUGUAUCGCAACGUCAAUGUGGUUGUGGAUAUAUGUGAACUGCAAUCGAAAGGAUCUAUCUGCAGGAGGAUGGCGUCACAGUCUAUCAGGCAACAAUAGGUUUCUGCUAUGUCUCAACGACAGGCCAGUCUUGACGUAUCAGGCGAUGAUGGCACAUGCCAGCCAAUUUGUAUGGUAUCGCCGCUUGUUUGUGAUAUUUUCCCGCUAUACAUAUGUGAAUACUUUGUGGGAGGCGGGUGAGGGACGCCAUGUUGACAGCAAUCAUGCGAUAAAUGAAGAGUGGAACCUAUAAUCU